Aspergillus calidoustus is the source of this 429-nucleotide messenger RNA. The record is from the annotation of a GenBank genome assembly. NCBI's taxonomy places the organism in Eukaryota, Fungi, Ascomycota, Eurotiomycetes, Eurotiales, Aspergillaceae.
AUGCAGGCCGUACCCGAGUCACGACAGCAAACCUUUGAGGAGAUCUACGGGCCUCCGGAGAACUUUCUCGAAAUUGAAGUUCGAAACCCCCAAACCCACGGCACAUCACGGAACAUGUAUACGUCCUACGAGAUCGUCUGCCGCACAAACAUCCCCGCAUUCAAGCUGAAGCACUCCGUGGUGCGCCGCCGUUACUCCGACUUUGAGUAUUUCCGCGAUAUCCUCGAGCGCGAGAGCACAAGGGUCACAAUCCCUCCGCUUCCCGGGAAGGUCUUUACAAACCGAUUCAGCGAUGAUGUGAUUGAGCACCGUCGCGAGGGGCUGCAGCGGUUCCUGCAGAUUGUUGCGGGCCAUCCGCUUUUGCAGACGGGGAGCAAGGUGCUUGCUAGCUUUAUACAAGAUCCUAACUGGGAUCGCAAUGCUUGGUAG